ACUCACGAUGUGUCUACCAUGAUGAUCCUAUGGUGGCGCAAAUACUUGGCGCUCGCUCUGAGUCGAUGACCCACUCGUUUUCAGCUCUAUGAUUAUCGACCUCGGUACUCCGCUCACUCUCAUGAUCCACAUAAUUACACAUUCAGGUAUACGAGCAUCGUAGUAGACGUGGUACCAUAAAAGCGAAAUAGCACCACUUAGGAUCUCAGGAUAGUUGUUUUUCCACCAGCGUCCUCUCUGUUGAUACCAGCUAUUAUGUCCGACACAGCCUGGUUUAAUAACCUCAAGACCCUCAAGGGCAUUCAAGCCAAGCCUCUUCCAGAGCUUGAGUCCCACGAUCUUUCAGGCCAAACGUUUCUCGUUACAGGAGCUAACACCGGUAUCGGCUAUGAAAUCGCGAAAUACCUCGCGUCCCACAACGCCUCGAAGGUGAUCCUCGCAUGUCGCAAUCCUUCCAAAGGAACCGCCGCAGCCGCAUCACUCGCCUCCGAAACUGGUCGUUCGGCAGAUGUGAUCGAGAGCCGGAUCCUUGACUUGACGUCGUUUCGGAGUGUAAAGGCGUUCGCGGGACAGUGUGCGGAGUAUGCGGAUGGUAUCGAUGUGGUGUUCAUGAAUGCGGGGAUGAGCACCGUGGGAGAUAUCAAGAGUGAGGAUGGAUUUGAUCCCGUCCUGCAAGCGAAUCACCUCGGCGCCACACUGCUCACCCUCCUCCUCUACCCCAUACUCUCGAAUCCUACCACGAAUCGUGACCCGAAGAAGCCAGCCCGCAUCGUCUGCACCUCAUCCAACGCCAUCGGCAUGACCAAUCUCCCCGCCUCCAUCUUCACCUCACCCACUCCCAUCCACACAUUCAUCAACGAAAUCCGCGUUCCUCCCGCGGAUGACCACGACCUCAGUGCGGAUUAUUACGCGAAGACUAAACUAUGGGCGUAUAUCUGUUCGUUGGAGUAUGCGAGGCGCGCCCAGGAUCAGCAGGACGGUGUCAAACGAAACAUUGUCGUUUCGAACGGUUGUCCUGGAUUCGUCAAGACGCAAUUAGGACAGAAGGAUGGUACGGGCGGCGAUUUCAAGGCCGUGAACAUGGACGUGUCGUUCCCUGGUAUAAGGAUCAUGGCCCCGGAGGAGGGUGCGAGGACGAUAAUACUCAUGGGGACUUAUCCGGUCGAGAAAGUCUGGGGCAUCGAUGAGGCUGGGGGAGAGAGGUUGAAGGUGCCGUGGUUCGUUGGGAUGCAGGGACGCACUUGGGAGGAGUAUGGACCGGAGGUGGCGAGAGACGAGGGGUUCAGGAAGAGGGUUUGGGAAGAUACGAUUGGUUUGAUUGGGGUGGACAGUGGGGAGGUGGAUGUACGGUUUUUGUAGACACGGUGAAUGCGCGGACGAAGCGAAAAC
Molecule: messenger RNA, 1389 nt
Organism: Stereum hirsutum FP-91666 SS1
Lineage: Eukaryota; Fungi; Basidiomycota; Agaricomycetes; Russulales; Stereaceae
Product: NAD-P-binding protein
Exons: 3
Coding region: 256-1359 (367 amino acids)
Source: RefSeq, a predicted model, not a curated record